CGUGCAGCGACGAUGAAGCUGGUGUGUUGUCCUGCUGUUGUGUUAGUUGUGGCAGUUAUUGGAUUAAAUACAGGUGCAGUUUUUCUGUCUGAGGACUCACCAUGGACAAUCACGGCUGGGACCACUGCAUCUGUCACUUGCGGAUACCAAAACAUAACAAACUACACAGUGUACUGGGAGAAAGAGGAACAUUCAAGGGUUACACCUGGAAAUGAAACUCUAAUUUUCCAAAACGUCCAAGUCACAGACCACGGAAACUACUCAUGCGUUAUUGAAGCGAAUGACACUGUACUGGAACAAAGAACCUUGGAAAUCCGUGUGAGCUAUCCCCCAGGGAAUAUUUCGAUAUCAGUCAGCAACAGAGUCAGAGCUAAUUACACCAUUUCGGGAGGUGCCAACGCCACUCUGGAAUGCUCUGUUGAUGGAUUUCCUCCUCCCUUCAUCACGUGGCGAAAGGAUGGCGCCAUCAUAAAGGAAGAGAACCUCACAUAUCACUAUGGCCUCCACAAGCCUCCCACUGACGGCUUCAUUAGUGUCUUCGACGUGAUCAACGCUGGGCGUGAAGACAGCGGCACCUAUGUAUGUACAGCCAACAACAGCGCCAACCAGAAUGAUAGUUCGGAGGCCGAGGUGCACCUGGCAGUGCCUAACUAUUUCCCAGUUUUACAAAAUCAAGGGGAACUUUCAAGGAGGUUCACAGUUGUUGAGGGAGAAUCAAUCGUGGUCAACUUCACAGUCGUCUCAAGUCCAAGGUCAUUAGUUGUGAAAUGGAGCCUUCAGUCAGAUGGAAGUAAUGAAACCAGUGUUUGGAGUAGGAGCGUUGACAAUUCUCUAUGGAACAUGAGGAACCGGACAUUGUCAACUGAUGUCCAGUUAUUUCAAUUCUACCACGUGAAUGUUACUGAAAACAUGACCGGUCUGUACAGGGUCAUCUUGACCAAUCGUCUUCGUCGUAAUCUGGAUUUGGAAUACAGUAUCGGAAUAGGAUAUGAUACCACUGGACGCAGCAUCAAUGCAACGGACGUUUACAGCAAUACGACUGAUCUGAAUCUCAAGGAUGACGAGGACUAUACGUGGAAGAUACUGUUGGCAGUUGUUGUUGGGGUGGUUGUCACAAAUGUUCUCCUCGUUGUCCUGUUGUCUUUCUGCAUCAGAGGCGUUAUGCCAGCGGCAGUCGAACAUGUCUACCAUGCAGUGGAUGAGAGUCUGAUGCUGGAUCUUCCUGUGACUGAGGCCAACACCAACUACAUGCGGCCCUUUGACCCCUACUCCAUGCAGCGUUAUUUAAACAGGGGCGUGACCUGCAUGGAAACAGACGUGUGAACUGUGGCUUCUCACUGAACGAUCAUCUGUUUAAUCGUCACUCAUCUUUGCCGACAACCAUUCGAAAUUGUGUCGCUCUCCAAACUGAAUCACUGGACAAGCAAAUAGUUUUUCUUUUGUAAACAUUAUCUCCACUGGUACUGGUGACCGCCUCCGUGGUCUAGUGAGCGUCAUACCAAAAGACGUUAAAAGAUGGUUCUUGAUGGAUGGAGUUUCCAUAAAUCUUUUAGUUGUACAUACUAUAUAAUGGUGUACUGCCUUAAAUAUAACUUCAUUUUCUGUAACAACGUGAUCUGCAUUGCCGUAUAACAGUAGGUGUACAAUAACAGGUAUGUUAUGAACAAUAUCUUAAAGGCUGUUAAAAAUAAUUUCACGCUGAUGACUAAACAAUGUACAUUCCAUGAGAUAAUGAUAUGCAUUUUCACAUGCAUUUGAACAUGUACAGUUCGGGUGAUCUUUUAUACCAAUUCUGUAUAAAUCAUAAUCCAAUUGACUGCAGCGGCACAUGUAUCUCAGUUUUGUGUGUAAGAUAUUAUAUUUUCUUUUUCCACAUGCGCAGUGAGUACGCAGGUGACGUGUGGUGGUGCUUUUGUAAAGAAUUUUUAAAACAAGAAAUCGUAGAAUUUCGAUCUGAUAACGGAAUAGACGUCCACAAUCGGAUGGUCGAUGGGUAAAAGGAUUCCCACGAAUGUCUUAGUCUCGUGAGAGGAACACUGAUGUUUUCAGAGUUUCUGAGACUGUAGGAGUUUGUUGCAGCAACGGUGUUUGGUAGAAUAUCUGUUAGAUAGGAAGGGGCCAUAUUAUGAUUAAUUUUAAAGAAAAUUAGAGUUUCUGAGACUGUAUGAGUUUGUUGCAGCAACGGUGUUUGGUAGAAUAUCUGUUAGAUAGGAAGGGGCCAUAUUAUGAUAAAUGUUAAAGAAAAGACAAAGUUUACGUUUCUUUCUACGCUCAACAAAGGGUUCCCAACCGGUUUCGUAAUAUAAUGAAUGCCUAGGGGCAUAUUUAGGUAGACCAGUUACAAUGCGUGCAGCUUCUAAUUGUAAUUGUUCUAAUUUCUCACUUUGUCCUUCGGUGCAACCAUCCCAUACCUCACAUGCGUAUUCAAAGUGUUGUCUUAUGAACAAUUUUAUAUAUAUUGUUAAUAGUAUUUCUGUGAAGGAGAUGUUUGAGUUUUCUCAUUGAGUAAAUCAUCUUGUAAGUUGUUUUUAUUAUGGUAUCUAUAUAAGACCAUUUGCCACUGGCUUCAAGUAUAACACCCAAGUGCUUAUGACUAUUUACAGAGCUGAUUACUUUUCCGUUGAAAUAUAGUUGUAGACCUCCAAUGUUGUCUUUGCGAGAGAAUAGAACUGAUUUAUUCUUGUCGGGAUUGUAAGUUAUGAGCCAAAGUUUCGCCAAUUCACUUAAGAUUGCUAGAUUUGAGCUUAAGGAACGUUCCAGUACACUGUUAUCAUAGGAGGACAUGCCAAUCGAUGAAUCGUCGUCAAAAAGUCUUGUUAUACAGUCUAAGUUGUCAGCAAUGUCAUUUACAUAAACAAUAAAGAGUAAAGGACCAAGCACGGACCCCUGUGGCACGCCAACCUUCAUAUUUCUUGGUUUGGAUAUUUCCCCAUUGACAAAUACGCUUUGGCUACGGUUACUUAUGUAACUGGUAAGCCAUUUUAACAAUUGACCUUUUAUACCAUACCUCUCUAAUUUAUACACACGCCCACUGUGCCAUACACGAUCAAAGGCUUUUGAUACAUCACAGAAUUCAAUAAAAUAGUUUUCUUUGUUAUCUAAUGCUGUACAAAUUUGAUGAUAAAGUUCCAUUAGUUGAUGGACAGUUGAGUGACCAGCCUGAAACCCAGAUUGGUACUUAUACCAAACGCAACCAACCAAUUCACCGAGUCUGACCACCCAAUCGCCGUUCUUUAUAAAAAGAUAUCAAAGGCUUCUAUUUUUAUAAUCUCGAUCAAUUUAUCGGACUGUCAGUUGAAAAACGUUAGUGCAUUCUGUUCCCAUUUUGCUACAGAAACAUAAAGGGAAAUCACUCACUGUGCUAAGA
This is a messenger RNA of Haliotis rufescens (red abalone), 3367 nucleotides long. RefSeq names its product hemicentin-2-like. The coding region runs from base 13 to 1323 and encodes 436 amino acids. Gene Ontology annotation, molecular function: cell adhesion molecule binding. Lineage: Eukaryota; Metazoa; Mollusca; Gastropoda; Lepetellida; Haliotidae. Gene Ontology annotation, cellular component: cell-cell junction. The transcript is spliced from 8 exons. Gene Ontology annotation, biological process: cell-cell adhesion. The record is from RefSeq and is a predicted model, not a curated record.